AUGCUUAACGAAAAAGUCAUAGGAGAAUAUGUUUAUUUAGUAUCUGAUGAAUGCAAAGUAGGAGUUGGUUAAUUCAGUCAUGUUUAUAAAGGAUAUCAUGAGAAGACUAAGAAACUAGUGGCAAUUAAGCAGAUUGACAAAAAACAAACUAAAGGUAUUUUUGAAUAGAUGCUUCGAAAUGAAAUCAGUAUACUUAAACAAUUAGAUCAUUAAUAUAUACUAAAGAUGGAUGCAUAUUAUGAAACACCAAACAAUUAUUAUAUAAUAACAGAAUUUUGUGAAACAGGUAAACUAUUUAUCAAUAAAACAAUAGACAUUCUAUAAAUAAUAAAAUAAAAAGGUUCAUUGCCUGAAAAUACAGUAAUUAAUUAUGUAAUACAAAUUAGUGAAGCAUUGAAGUACUUAAAUUCAAAAAGUAAAUUAUGUAUUCUUAAUUAUAGAAAUUGUUCACAGAGAUAUUAAACCAUCUAAUAUCCUAAUCCAUGAAGGUGAAGUGAGAUUGGCUGAUUUUGGAUUUGCAAUUCAUUAAGACAAAGUUGGAAUUGAAGAUAGACAAUUUUAGAUUGGAUCUCCAUUAUAUAUGUCUCCAGAAACAUUAAUAAAAAAUGAAUACAAUCAUAGAACAGAUCUAUGGUCUUUAGGUGUUUUAUUUUUUGAAAUGAUUUUUGGUAUCUCCUAUCAUUAUUAUAAAGGUGUUGUUCCUUUCUACUCUACUGAAAUGGAUGAUUUAAUCAGAAAAUUACAACAAUAUCAAAAGGAUUAUAGAUUGAUAUUCAAAUAUCCAAUCUCUGAAGCCUCAACAGAUGCUAUAUAGAAUUUAUUAGCAUUCAACCCAGAACAUAGGUGUGAUAUUAAAAAAUUACAAAUAAUACUAAAAAAUCAUGAUAAAAAUAGAGCAUUUGGAGAUGCUAGUAUGCAUUUAUAAAAACGAACUGCCACUCCUGAUAAAAAAAGGAAAGUUACACCUGAUUAAAGUCCAGAAAAUAGAAGCAAAGUAUAAUUAGCAAAAAAGGAAUUAGUAAAAGUAAGUUGUCCUGCUUAAUUCUUUGAUAAAAAAUCUACCUAUUUUGUUAAAAAUAAACCAAAUAAAGAAGAUGAUUAAUAAAAUUCAAAGAGAGAGGAAAAUCUAGGAACAGAUAGAAAGGAUAAUGUAACAGCUCAAGAAAUCUCAAUUAUAAGAUUACAUGAUUAAAAACCAUAAAAUAAUGAAAUUACCCAAGAGAACAUGAAUAAUGAAGAGUUUUUAGCCUUUCUCAUUAAAAAAUUAGAAUCUGCAAAAAGAUAGGAUACAAAUUAAAAUAAAUAAAUUAACGAGUGUUAAUUUUUGUUAGUAUGAAUUUUUUACAUAUAAGUAUCAAUACUAUGGGAAAGAUCAAAAUAUGCUCUAAAGUUUGAAAAAUAAGGAAAUGCCUAGUUGA
Paramecium pentaurelia is the source of this 1418-nucleotide messenger RNA. The record is from the annotation of a GenBank genome assembly. Lineage: Eukaryota; Ciliophora; Oligohymenophorea; Peniculida; Parameciidae.